UCAAUAGCCAAGAGCCACACUAAUGAGUAAUGGGUGGCCGCUUAAUUAUCAUAUAAACUUAUUGCGCUAGAUUGUGUGGAUUGUUUAUGUCAAAUAAAAAAAAAAAAAUAACAAAUAUUAUCAAGUCAAUAAUUCAUACGACACGUACUAUAUUACAAUGAUAAUAUUCCGUGCGAAAAUAGAAUCCUCGUACAAGUAUAGCGAGUUAACAAUUAAUAUUAAUUAAUUAUAAAAACGCGAGUAAACACUAAUAAUUUUAAUUUAUAUUAUUAUGUACUUAGCGGCGACCACAUUGCCCGCGCAACAGAGCCGCCGCUACUCCCCCGAUCGAGAAACACGGCACGCACGGUAGUAAAAAGUCUUGUCAAAUGCUGUGAAUUAUCGUAUUAUUUACCGCCGAUAAAGAGGAAGGGGGGCAAUAAAUUUAACCGACAUUUUGCAUCGUUGAUGAUAAUUAUAUUUAUUGACGGGCCAAAACAAAUUGACGUAGCAUGGAAAACGAAAUUAACAUGAAAUAUUUACUACGAGAACAAAACGAAAAUUGUUUAUAAUAAUAUCGUAUGCCUGGACGGAAGUAUAAUAUUCGCCGUGCUGGUGGUACGGGUAGUGUGCCACCGGCACAACGUACCGGUGGGAACGCGCUAUGUUGGCACUCUUGACACGUGUCAAACCAACACUGAUAUACGUGUAUUGGAUUUGGAAAUUCAGUGUGUUUACAGUUUGGUUCAUCUUCACUUUUUCUUGCCCUGUCCCGACGUUCAGGUGUUCACUGGUCGCCGACGGGUUUUUGAAGUAAUUUUUGCUUUUCGUCGCAACCACCGUCCAACCGUGAUACCGUAUUUCAUUCGUAUUCGUACACGUUGCACAAAAAAUCAAUUACAAAAUGACUGUGCUCAAUAUUAAGGACAAAGUCAAAAACAACAAGCUGAACCUGAGCGGUCUGAACCUAACGGAAAUACCCGUCAAAGAAAUCGUAAGUGUUUGCCUAUGUUUCUAACAGUCCUCUAGUAUAUUAUUCAUUCUGCCUUUUUGGUCGUGCAUAAUCGCAUUGGCGGUCAUUGUUAAAACGUUAACUUUGCCAACAAUAUGCCACCGUUCUACUUUAACCUACAAAAAUCUUGGCCAACAAGACAUACCUAGUUAACGUGUAAGUGAUAAUCGUUUUACUUUAUUUCUCUAGGCUCCAUUGAAAGUCACUCAUCUAGACUUGUCCAACAACAAAAUCAGUUCAACAGAUGUAAGUGCUCUUUAACACCCAUUUUUUUUUUAUUGUACAUUAUUGAUUUGUUAUGUUGAAAAAUGUCUAGAAUGUGUUCUCAUCGUUGACUAGUCUGGUAAAACUCGAUCUAUCCAAUAACCAGAUUAAGAGUGUAGCUGGCGAUAUUGGUUCAUUGCAAAAACUCGCUCACUUAUCAUUAGCCAACAACAAAAUCAAAGAUUUACCUAAGGGUGUGAGUAAACUUAAACAGCUGAAACACUUGAAUCUGAGCAACAACCCAUUGAAAGCUGAAUUGGCAGAUGCUGUCGGACCCUCACAAAACAAUGCGCAGUUUCAAUCAGCAGCUGUCAAUGUAAUUCAGUAUUUCAAGGAUAAUAAGAGCGAUUCGAAAAAGCAAGGUAGUUGUCUUGUUAUUGUAUUAGUAAAUAAUAUAUUUAAUAUCAAUAAAAUUAAAUGGGGGGUUUUUUUUUCAUAGAUGAUAAACAAAAUAAAAAGAAGGACAAGAAAAAUAUCAAAGCAUCACCAAAUGGUGUACAAAAUGAUAAGUCAAAAAAUAAAACUAAACCGAAAAAGAAGUCUAGUUUUGUAUCAAAAGGUAUUUUUAUUUUCUUUAAGGGGUUUAAUAUUACUUACUAAGUCUAAUUUUAAAUUUUAGUUUUUGGAUUCUUUGGUAUGCUAAUUUCAUACACACUACUUUUGGUGGUGUUGAGUGGUUUGUCUUUGUAUGGAUUGUCAUACUAUGACAAGAGAGCAUAUGGCAAUGUUAAGGCUAAAAUUUUGCCUUAUUGGGUAUCGGCUACAUCAAAUUUGGAUCCGCAAGUAGCAGCUAAAGUCAAUUAUUAUCUGCAGCAAGCUGGAACUAAUUUCGAUUUGGCAGUUCAAACCAGUAUUGAGGCGUCUAUUAAGUCAUACAAAUGGGUUAAAGCAAAUCCAACUGUACAACAGUCUGUCAAAAAUCUAAAUAGUGCGUGGCAAUCUCUUUGGGAUAGCAUUUUCAAGAAAGGAAAAUCUACGUGAUCUGCGAUAUAGAUUUGAAGAGAAAAAAACAAGUUAUAAUUUUGUAUUGAUUUUUUUUUUUUUGUACGGCCGUAUAUAUUUCAUCUUUCAAUUUAUUUGGUAAAUUUUCUCAAAAAAAAUCUCGUCACAGCAUAUGUUAUAUACAAUUAAAAACUGAUUUAUAUGUAUGUAUUUACCUAUUAAUUUUGUUCUAUCAAAUAACUGAAUUUAUUGUAUAAUUUAAUUUUCUUAUUUUUUAUAAGUACCUAAAUUUAUCUUAUUUUAAUUUUAAUUAUACUUAAAUUUCAUUUUUAAUUAAAACUAUUUUAAAAAAAAAAAGAAUGUAUUAUUUUAGAUUCUGAGUGCAGCAAAGAAUGCAUUGGCGUUUUUGAUUUUUACAUGUUAAAUUUAAGUCCAUUUAAAGUUAUUAAAUUUAAAUUGGAUUUUAAAAUUAGCAUUGUGCACUUUUUAAUUUGAAAAAAAAAAAUUAAUACAACUUAUCAAACCAUUUUUUUUAUUCAUAUUUUUGAAAAAGUAGUAAUUCGUAAUUUGAUUUCCAACUAUAGUUAUUUAUUUAUUCUGUAUUGUAUGGAAAUGAAUUGCACUUGUUAAAGAAAUUUAACUCUUCAUAUAUUACAAAUUAUUAUGUGAAAUAAGACAAAUAUUUUGUUGUAAAUAUAUCAUACACCAUUUUUCUACCAAGAUGAAUAUAACACAAUUUCAAAAAUCUUAAAUUGUAAUAAAACAUUGAUACAUGGUAUGUAAAUUUACUAUACAAUGUGAUAAGAAAUGUUUUUAAUAUUUGAUCUUUAACUAUGUACAAUUUUGUAUCUGAUAAAUAGUUAUCAUUAUGCAAAAGGUACUUAAUAGGUCUAAUAUUAAUAUAUUUAAUUAUGUACUAUUUUUUAUUUGAUAAAUGGUUAUCAUUAUGAAAAAAGUACUUAAUAGGUUUACUAUUAAUAUUAUAUAAUUAUAUAAAACAAUUUAAUAUCUGUAGUUGUAGUUGUAUUAUCAAUUGUAACUAUUAUUUUAUUAUCACUAGUUAGCAUUUUUUGAAGUAAUGGAAGUGUAUGUCAAAAAAUUAUCUUACACUAAUGUUUUAAUGAUUUUUAAUUUUAAUAUUUUCCAUUAAUUGUGUACUGUCUGAAACAGUGGAGGAUAUUUUUUACCCGGUUACAGUUAUUGGUUUGUAUUAUAUCAAUUAUGUUUUAUCAUUUAAGUUUUGUAACAUAAUUACAAUCGGCUUAAAUAUUAUUAUUAAAUUGAUAAAUUAUGUUUUCGUGAGUACUUAUGAAUUUAUAACAUCUAUUGUAAUAUUAGAUAUCAAUCCAACACCUUAGAUGUAAAUAUUUGCAUAAUUCCGUUAUUGUAGGCAAAUUAUUAUUUAUAUCUAAUUUAAAAGAUAACAAUAAAAAUAAACAUGACCUGGGUCUAAAAGUAACAUAAUUUUUAAAUAUGUUAAAAACUCAAUAAAUAUUUUUAUAUAAAUUCAAAAUUUGUAUCUAUAGUCUAUAGAAGUUACUAGGCUAAUACAUUUGUAUAGUGAUUUUUAAAUUUGCUUGAUUGUGAAAUGUUAUCGGUUAAAUAGUAAAUAGUUAUAGUUGCAUUUAUUUAUUUUAUCAUAGAUUAACAAUAAAAAUGAGAUUUUAACAAAAUUUAAAUUUAAUAUAAUACAUAUUAAAAAAUGGUAAUUUUUAUAGAGAAAAUGAUGGAAAAAAUUAAUCCCAUAAAAUAUAUAUGCUAUUAAAUGAUG
This is a messenger RNA of Cinara cedri, 3968 nucleotides long. The record is from the annotation of a GenBank genome assembly. Lineage: Eukaryota; Metazoa; Arthropoda; Insecta; Hemiptera; Aphididae.